Molecule: messenger RNA, 524 nt
Organism: Aphanomyces astaci
Lineage: Eukaryota; Oomycota; Saprolegniomycetes; Saprolegniales; Verrucalvaceae
Exons: 1
Coding region: 62-418 (118 amino acids)
Source: RefSeq, a predicted model, not a curated record
CGGCCUAUGCACGUUGCGUGGUGUCACUUUUGAUUCUCCCUUUGACUGACUCCUUCUCAUCAUGUGCGACCUCGACGACAUCUGCGGCGCCCUCAUCUGCGGCACCUUGUGUGGCUGCUGCUGCGCCGCUGCCGCCGACGACAACCGCCGCCAACAGCAGUAUGGCCAACCUGUGAUCGUGCAAACGGUGCAACCGGUGAUGGUCCCGCAGCAGCCUCAGUACGGCCAGCCUGUGUAUGCACAACAACAACAAUACGGGCAACCUCAGUACGCCCAACAACAACAGUACGGCCAGCCUCAGUAUGGCCAGCCCCAAUACGCUCAACCUCAGUAUGGCCAACCCCAAUAUGCUCAACCGCAGUACGGGCAACCGCAAUUCAACGGUCAAAACGCUGGUUACCCCGGUAGCAAGAUUUAAAAGUCCACGAUACAUCCACGUGUAUUUAUUGAUUUCACACUCAAAGAUAUCGUCGCAUCCGUGUCGAGCUAUGAGCAAGUAAAUACGCCUGAACUCGUAAAGCCCG